Molecule: messenger RNA, 1452 nt
Organism: Panicum virgatum (switchgrass)
Lineage: Eukaryota; Viridiplantae; Streptophyta; Magnoliopsida; Poales; Poaceae
Exons: 2
Coding region: 1-1452 (483 amino acids)
Source: RefSeq, a predicted model, not a curated record
AUGGCCGAACAUCUUGUCAAUUAUGGAUUUAUGCCAGACUAUACCUGGUGGAUCUUUCACGGUGAAGCCCAUCGUAUGAGGGACGAGGUCGUGAGGCAACGCAUCGAUGAAUGUGAUGCUGCUGGUGGGAUUGGAGACAUGUUAGGCGACUAUGAGGAGGCACAUUUCGGUGAAGGACCGCAGGAGGAGGAGCCAGAGGCAAACACAAAGGCGUUUUAUGAGAUGUUGGAGGUGACACGGAAACCUCUUCACGGCCAAACAAAGGUUUCUCAGCUGGACGGCAUUGGACGCCUUAUGGCCUUGAAGUCCCAGUUUGGCCUGGGUCGAGACGCCUUUGAUAGUAUGUUGACCGUUUUUGGCAGCAUGCUUCCGGAAGAUCACAUUCUGCCCAAGACAAUGUAUCAGGCGAUGAAAAUCCUUGGUGCACUGAAAUUGCCAUAUGAGCAGAUACAUUCUUGUCUGAAUGGGUGCAUCUUAUUUAGGAAAGAGCACGAGGCUGAAACUUACUGUCCAAAAUGCAAAGCCUCAAGGUUCUUGGAGGUGGAUGCUGGUGACGAGGAUCCAAAGACUCUAUAUGACCGAGGAAACCAUGAAACAGAUGACAUGGCACAAAAAGGUGUUCGAUACAAUCCUGAUAAGAUGGUGCAUCCCUCCGACGGUGAGUCCUGGACUCAUUUUGAUGAGAUUCAUCGUGAGAAAGCUGAAGAAGCUCGUAAUGUACGUGUUACACUGGCAACUGAUGGAUUCAAUCCUUAUGGUAUGAUGGCUGCAUCAUACUCAUGUUGGCCCGUGUUCGUUAUCCCCUUGAAUCUCCCCCUCCCCGGCGUUCUCUUUCAACGACAUACCAUAUUUGUGUCAUUGAUUAUUUCUGAGCACCUAGGGAAUAAAAUGAGUGUUUACAUAGAGCCUCUAAUCGAUGAGUUGAUCAAAGCAUGGGAGGAGGGGGUGUGGACGUACGACCGAGCGACAAAGACAAACUUCAGAAUGUAUGUGUGGUACCACUACUCCCUGCAUGACCUCCCGACGUAUGGCAUUUUCUGCGGAUGGUGUACUCAUGGAAAGUUUCUAUGCCCAACAUGCAAGGCUACUCUACAGUUCAUUUCGUUGAGAAUGGGGGGCAAGUAUUCGUCGUUUGAUAAACAUCGACAAUUCCUUCCUGCUGACCAUCCAUUUAGAAGAGACAUUAAGAACUUCACGAAAGGUGUCGUAGUUACAGAACCUGCACCGCAGAUGCUGAUGGGUGUCGUGCUUCAUGCUCAGAUAGAUGCUCUCCAGGUCAAUGAUGCAGGUGGUUUUGUGGGAUAUGGCGAAAAACAUUCUUGGACUCAGAUCUCUGGCUUGUGGAGGCUUCCCUAUACUAAUGAUCUUCUCCUUCCACACAACAUUGAUGUCAUGCACAUUGAAAAGAAUUGGGGCAAGGCUCUUUUUUGGAACUGUCAUGGACAUCCCUAA